CAAUCAGAUAAAAUUAGCAGAAGAGCAAAACCUCGAACAAAAACCCCACAUUUUAUCCUCUUUCCUCCUCUUCUUCUUCUUCUUCCUCGAGCGAAUCUUCUUCUUCUUCUUCGAGCGAGGUUUUGGGAUUCGGACAUGGCCUCCUCUGUGUCUCUGACCAGUCAAGUAUCGAAGCUGUACCCGUCAAAUGGACGGACAGCUCCCUCUCUUUCCCCUUGUAACUUGACUUCGAAUGCAAAUAUUGUCAGUUCUGGCCGGCAAAUGUUAGCAUGUUUUAGUUAUAGAAAAAAUGGCAGUAGCUAUCGAGCUAUAAAAGUUAAUGCACUGUUUGGAGGCAAAAAGGACAACAGCGAGAAGGGUGAUGACUCGCCUUCAAAGGCAGGAAUUCUUGGAAACAUGCAGAAUUUAUAUGAUACAGUGAAGAAAGCUCAGAUGGUGGUCCAGGUUGAGGCUGUACGGGUUCAAAAGGAACUUGCAGUAGCAGAGUUUGAUGGUUACUGUGAAGGUGAAUUAAUAAAGGCAACAUUAUCCGGGAACCAGCAACCUGUUCGCAUUGAGAUUACCGAAGCGGCAAUGGAAUUGGGAUCUGAAAAACUUUCUGAGUUGGUCACUGAGGCCUACAAGGAUGCACACCAGAAGAGUGUUCAGGCAAUGAAGGAAAGGAUGAGUGAUCUCGCGCAGAGCUUGGGUAUGCCACCAGGCCUAAGCGACGGAUUCAAGCAGUGAUAAGAGUUCCCCUCUUUCUGUAUCGUCUAAUUGACUCGAAGUUUUUCACAUACCAAUUUUGUGUACAACUUAAUAGUAGGCAUAAUAUUUCUCAUUUGUACCUUUGACCUUGAGUUUCAUUACUGUAAGGAACCUCUUAUAUUUUUAUUGACUAUGGCUUUAGUAAUUGGAUAUAAAAUGAAAUGGCUCCUCUGUCCAUUUGCAA
Punica granatum (pomegranate) is the source of this 931-nucleotide messenger RNA. NCBI's taxonomy places the organism in Eukaryota, Viridiplantae, Streptophyta, Magnoliopsida, Myrtales, Lythraceae. The record is from RefSeq and is a predicted model, not a curated record.